Molecule: messenger RNA, 1431 nt
Organism: Lolium rigidum
Lineage: Eukaryota; Viridiplantae; Streptophyta; Magnoliopsida; Poales; Poaceae
Exons: 3
Coding region: 1-1254 (417 amino acids)
Source: RefSeq, a predicted model, not a curated record
AUGCUGCUCCAGGUCCUGGCUCGCCUCUGUUGCGCCCGCGCUGCUGCCCUCACCGGCGCCCUCUCCCGCCGGUGGCGCGGCCUUUGGACGCACCUCACCGAGCUCUCCUUCCGCGAUAUCUCGCCGGACGCUCUUGACGUGGCCCUCAACCAGGUCGCCUGCCCUGCCCUCUCCCGCCUCAAAAUAAAAAUCCCCAAGCGGCACACCAUCCAUCCUGCCCGCGUCUCUUCGCUACUUGGUGCUGCCGCGCGGCUCGCCCCGGCGGAUCUUGUCUUUAAGGUUUGGGGGCACACCAAAGAUAGUAACAUUGCUGUCGAGAUCCCCUGCUUUAACCGUGCCACCUCGAUCAAGCUUGAUGUGGUCAACCUCUACCUAUUACCGCCGGUGGGGUGCGUUCAGUUCCCUGUGCUGGAGAGGCUAUCAAUCUCUGGCUGCCAUAUCAACAUCGGUAAGCUGAUCCUGCAUUGCCCUCACCUGCGCGUGCUAGAGGUAUGCAACUGCUGGGGCCUCAGCAUGAUCAGAAUCCGCUCACCAACGAUUGAAAAUAUUUCCGUGGACCACGGACCCGUAAGAGGCAUUGACAUCAUGGCUCCCUUGCUUAAUCGAUUAAGGAUGUGCGUCUACAUGGCCCCACAUUUCAGUUUGUCAUUCUCGGCGCCGAUGCUGAAAGAUCUCUGUUUGUGGUGCCCGUGUUUAAUUCAAAAUGUUGGGAUUGGAGAGGUAUGGCGUCUGCGCUAUAUGCGACUUGGGAUCAAGAAGAGUGCGUAUGUCCUAUAUUUGUCCAUAGAUACUCCGCUUCUGAUGCUAGAUGCUGCCCGGAACUUUUCUCAACAGAUAGCACCGCUCCCUGCCCUUUCUUAUUUGCAUUUAAGUUUAGCAAGAGGGCAUGUUUCUGGUGCAAUAUUAUCACAUCUUCUUGGAGUUUGUUCCACUAUACGGGCGAUUAUUAUAGUGCUCACCUCAGAAUUUGAGUACCAAAAACCAUGCCUACCAAAUUGUUCUUGUGAUGAACCCCAGAAUUGGAGAACCCAAAACACCCCCUUGGUAGCUCUUGAAGAAGUACAAAUCGAAGGUUUUGGUGGAGCUGAUCAUGAAGUUGAUUUCCUGAAGCUUCUGUUCAGAUGCGCAACUGCGAUGAAAAGGAUGACCGUGGGACUGGCCCCUCGGGUCCAUCCAGCCAGCAGAGGAGGCAGGAAAAUGUACAGCCUCUUUAAGGCUCAUCCUUCUGUGACAUGCUCUGUUUAUCGCUGCUAGCAGGUUAUGUAUGUAUGCAUGGCUGCCAAAUGCAUCUAGAUGUAAGGAGAGAUGAUAUGUUCCUCUAUCUUGUCAAACUUGAGCCCGUGCUCUUUCUUCCCUACCCUAGUUUUCAUGUUUGCUGAAUGUUUAAAACAGUUAUAUGAACUUAAGACUAUCACUGGGGUUUCAUGGUCA